Molecule: messenger RNA, 4422 nt
Organism: Xenia sp. Carnegie-2017
Lineage: Eukaryota; Metazoa; Cnidaria; Anthozoa; Malacalcyonacea; Xeniidae
Exons: 21
Coding region: 91-4152 (1353 amino acids)
Source: RefSeq, a predicted model, not a curated record
AAGUGUCAACCAUUGGUGAAAGUAACAUAUUUUAAACGUUUGAUGGAUGGAGAGCAAUAAUUUUUUUCUCUUUUGGUAUGCCUAGUAAGAAUGGAGGUACAAACUGAUGCAAAUGUGGAAGAUGUUGAUAGGGAAAGUCUUGUUAAAGAAAUCGAGCAGAUUCAACUGGCUCUAGGGUCUCAAACGAACGGAGCAGAAUCAGAAACCAUCAGAACGUCUAGAUCGAUCAACGUCGACAUAGAUGGGGAUGACUCUGACGAUGAGCUGGCUAUUAUAAAAUCGCCAGAGUACCACUCAACAAGCGAUAAUGAAAGAUUUGUUAUGAAGCAUGUUCCUUUUGAAGUCAUAUCAUCUGAGAGUGAUGAUGAAAGUCAGAGAAUUGCUGAUGUUCAACAUUCUUACUGCAGCAAUCCUCUCAAUAUUGAACCUGAAUCAUCUCUUGAAUUGAAUGCAGAUGAUGCUUAUAAUGCAGUGGAUCAACAUCAAAUUUUGAGCAAUGAUGUAGAUUUAGAAAUUAUGGUAGACAAUCCACUGAACACCAGUCAAACUGAGCUUACUGACCAUGGCUCAUUGCAAUUGGAAAAUAACACCGAUGGCAAAACUGAGAACUAUUGUUUAACUGAACUUCAACCAGCUACUAAUGAAUCUUUACAAAAUAUCAUUCCAACAAGUGUGGAUGAAAACUUGAAAUCUUACUCUACCAUGUGUACAGAUCCUGAGGCAUUGUCUAAUGAUAACGAAGAGGUCUUGCUCAGUGAUGAAGAUGAACAAUCUAUUGAUCAGAAACAAUGCCUGAAGCUGAACAGGCAGUAUCAGGCAGUAAUUGAAGCUCAACUGAGAAAGAUUGAAAGACUGAUUACUGAGAACAAAGAAAAACAACUUGGAUUAACUCAAACAUCCCCUGCUAUGGCUAACGAUGCAGAGAAUUUGGAUUUCAAAGGCUUGCAGUCUUUCUUGCCAUAUUUUAAAUCACACAGGAAUAAGGGUCCUGAAGACAAUGAAGAUACAGUAUUGCGAAAAAGUAUUGACCAACCGAGUCCUUUUGAGCUUCCACCACGACCAUGGUCAAUAGAAGAAGAGAAGACUCUUUCAGAUGCAGUGAAAUCAGACGUACUGCAGUCUAAGAUAAAGCCAUUGUUACAAAAAGUUGAAGCUCUUACUCCAAAACCAAGAAAAACGCCCGAGGAAGAAAAAGAACUCGAAGAAUUAAAUAUGGCAAUAGAUCGUCUUAAAAACCUUUCCCUGACUGAUUUGAUACACGAUUUUACUGAUAAUAUCGAUUUUGAAGAUAUCUCAAAUAAAGUGUUGCCAAUGCGCUCACCGCAGCAGUGUCAGGUAUACUGGUACAAUAAACUUCAUCCAUUUUUAAACCACACAAAGUGGACUAAAGAAGAGGAUAAACUAUUGUUGUCAUUGGCUGAGAAAAGCACAGGCGGAAACUGGGAAACAAUUGCAUUGGAGCUUAAGACAAAUCGUUCACCUUCUCAGUGUUUACACAGAUAUCAAAAGAGCCUAAACAAGAACUUUUUGAAAAGUAAAUGGGAUGCAGAAGAAGACCGACGGCUUCUUGAAGCAGUGAAAAUUUGUGGCUAUGGAGCUUGGGCGAAAGUUUCUACUUUUUUGGAUGGCCGUACAGGAGCACAAUGUAUGCAUCGCUAUGUAAAGUCAGUGAACCCUUUGAUUAAAAAAGGGAAAUGGAACAGGGAAGAGGAUAAAUUGCUCCGUAAAGGCGUUCAAACAUUUGGCUUCAACUGGUUUAAAAUUAGGAAUCUUUUACCCAGAAGAACAGACGCGCAAAUUAGAGAAAGAUGGCAAGACGUUCUCGAUCCGAAUCUCUGUAAGUAUGCCUUUUCAAAAGAGGAAGAUGAAAUGUUGCUAAAACUUGUAGAGGAACAAAAUUCAGGCUUGAAAAAUUGGUCAGGUAUCGCCAAAAGAAUGCCUGGCAGAACUGAUAACGCGUGUCGAAGAAGAUGGUUUGUAUUGACAAAAAAUGAUCCUAAGACAAAGAAACAUCUCAAGUUGCAGAAAAUUGUAAAAGAUAAAUUAGUGAAUAAUUUCUCUCGUCGCUCAGCUGAUAGAACCGAGAUUGGGCCGGAAGAUUUUCAUGAGCCAGAGUUGUCUGAACAAGAGCAAGAAUCUUUAAAUUAUAAUCAAGUUCAACCCCAACGAUCGUCAAGGAAAAAUCCCUCUAAGAAAGUUGUUGGUUUAGAGGCUCCAAAAAGAAAAGAAACAAAAUCAUUGCAGACAGAGCAGACUUCUAAAUUAGCACAAAAAACUGUCGGCGAGCAAAAGCAGAAGCGACGUCAGUGUCAUGCAAGCCCAAAUGGAGAGCAAAGUAUGGGGGGAAAGUUGCUUGUGAUGAAGAGAAAGAAAAAUUCAAAGUCAAAGUGCCAGCCUAAAAAAACAAAAAAACCUCCACAAAAAGUUAAAAUUCUUGCACCAUGUCCAUCUGUGGUGACACAAGCGUCUUCGCUACCGAAUGGAAUGCCUACAUCCUUGUUGACACAGUUCUCAGUUCUUUUGCAGGCAUUUCAUGUUGACGUGAGUGGGGUGUUACAAAAAACAUCCAGUGAAACCGCUCAACAAUCAAACUUGGGUCUUUCUGCCAAUCUAGGCACGGGUGAAACUUCUUCCACACAGGCAACAUCAACGUUAACUAAAACCGACUCUCAAGAUAUGGCAAAGACAUCUUCUGUUCCACCAGUUAGGGAUAGACAAGAAUUGCAAUCUCAUUCUUCUCAUUCAAGCACAAAUAUCAACGAGACUGAACUCUCACAAGAAUGCUCCAGCUCAAUCCCAAUAAAUCAAUCCCUUGAAAGUAAUAAUGAGAAUGAGCAAAUUUCUAUUGAAAAUUGCAAACAUGCGUCUGAAAAUACGAACAAGUUACAUGAAAAUCCAGGCAGGAAAACUGUUGAAAGAAGGCCAUCCAAUAAACUUGACAAGGCUGAUACCCUACCAGCCAACAUAUCUCAUGCAAACAAUAUAUGUCAAAUGAAAUCAGGAAAGAAACGAUCGUAUGACGGAAAUUCCACAUCUUCUGGUGAUGUCACAGUAAAUGUUUCACCAAAACGUUAUCCUAAGAGACGUAGACUUAAUCAACAUGAAAUCAAUUACAAUGAAAAUUUGAGUGAUAAAGAGAACAGUGAUUCAGCAAUGACUGAAUUUGAUCCAAGUACACAAAAAGGAAGUGUUAGGAAAUCCACGGUUAUUGGUAGAUCAUGUGACCCGAUAUCUGGUAUCGCUAACAAUAUCGUUGGUGCUACCAUGAGUGGUGUUGCUACGACCUCUAGUGGUGUUGCUACCAGAAUGAGUGGUGUUGCUACGACCUCGAGUGGUGUUGCUACGACCUCGAGUGGUGUUGCUACGACCUCUAGUGGUGUUGCUACCAGAAUGAGUGGUGUUGCUACGACCUCUAGUGGUGUUGCUACCAGAAUGAGUGGUGUUGCUACGACCUCUAGUGGUGUUGCUACGACCUCGAGUGGUGUUGCUACGACCUCUAGUGGUGUUGCUACCAGAAUGAGUGGUGUUGCUACCAGAAUGAGUGGUGUUGCUACCAGAAUGAGUGGUGUUGCUACGACCUCUAGUGGUGUUGCUACCAGAAUGAGUGGUGUUGCUACGACCACGAGUGGUGUUUCUACCACCAUGAGUGGUGUUGCUACGACUUCGAGUGGUGUUGCUACCAGUAGCAUCGCUGCGAAUAUCAAUGUUAACAAAACUAGUGGUGUUUGUACAAAUACUGGUGCUGUUGCAAACACAGAACUUGGUUGCAGCCCUUAUUUUCACGUAAAAAGAGUAGCGGUCAAUGGUCAGAAUACAAUUCCUAAAGUACCAGCCGUUCCUCCUUUGCCGCCUUCCGCCACUACUUUAAACGCUUUCAAAACAUUGUUGACUUUAAGAAAGGAUCUACAAAUGCGAGCCAACCGCGUGGAAACUUCUCUAUUUACCAAUAACGAAAGUGAAACGGCUGUCCAGCAACAUUCAGGUGAGAACGUACAUUUUAGAAACUCUCAAAAACCAGGUGAUGAUUCUUUGUUACUUUUGGCCAACUCUAAACAAACGUCGUUCGUCGAUUAUCGAAAUAUGAUCGCAUACCAGCAACUUCUGAACCGGUUUAAAGGUCUUUUUAUGUGGCCUGGUUUUUGUCCCUUGUGAAUCCGUCAAUUUCGAAGGCCAGUGGGGAAAAACCAAAAAAGAACAAGAAAAGACGUACAAACAAAUGUUUAAAUAGUAGAAUUUCCUAACCCCCCUCCCCCCACACAUUUGUGAUUGGUCACACGUGGCAAUAACUGCUACAAAUAAAUUAUAUCUUAAUAUAAUAUCCUCAGAUGUUUAAUCAUCAAAUGAAAACCACCUGUAAGUAAGUACAGUAAAUACUUUAUAUACCUAUAAUCGUCGAUUCACAAUUUUUACUUUUUCUAUUUA